Pimephales promelas (fathead minnow) is the source of this 1467-nucleotide messenger RNA. RefSeq names its product methyltransferase like 24 (gene mettl24). NCBI's taxonomy places the organism in Eukaryota, Metazoa, Chordata, Actinopteri, Cypriniformes, Leuciscidae. The record is from RefSeq and is a predicted model, not a curated record.
UUCCAGACCGCCGAGUGACGACUGCAGUUUCUCCAGCUCUUUCUCACACACACAGACACACACACUCUUUCUGCAGAAGAAUAUGUUCACCGACACUGACUCUGAAGACGAACACACUCUGAACGAGGAAACAAACACUCAGACAUGAAGAGCAGAAGAUCAGGAGGAGGACAGAGGUGUGACGAGUGAGACGUGAGGAUGAACAGGUGUGUGUUGCUGCGCGCGAGUCUCCUGCUGUCUCUGCUGUGUGUCUGCGCUCGCGUCCUCGUGGAGCUCAGGGGUUCGAGUAUGACGCCGCCGGGUCGAGUCUGGGAACCGGCCGUUACCGUGGCAACAGAUGCUGCGACCGUGCGGACGCAUCGCCGGCGGAUUCCCCGAUGGAAGAUCGACCUGGCGCCGUGGGCCGCCGAGACUCGCGGUGUUCAGGAGGAGGCCCGUCGGUUCCUCAGAUACAUCUCCACACCACAGGUGUCCUGCGAGAGACCGGCGUCCGUGCCGCCCGUGUUCGACAGAGAGGAUCAUGGGGCGUGGGCUCUGUGUUUGGACCACAGGUUCAGUCUGGCCCAGCGAAUCGCAUCCAAACACUGCCGCGUUUAUUCUCUCAGGCUGGCAGCGGAUGACGACAGGCUGGAGCGGAUGCUAGCCGGAUCCGGCUGUGAGGUUCACUGCUUCGACCCGAGCCUCAGGUCAGCUCAUCUACAGGAGGAACACAUGUGGCUCCACCGGCUCUCCGUCGACUGGAGGGACCCUAACCCUGACCGACUACACACACACACACACACAAGCAGGAGGAAGAUCAAGGACAUACUCAACAGCUUCGGCCAUAGACGGGUGGAUGUCCUGAAGCUGGACCUGGAAAGCGCGGAGUGGAAGGUCCUGGAGAACCUGGUUCUGGAGCGGGUUCUGGACUCGCUGGGUCUGCUGCUGCUGGAGCUGCACCUGCACUGGCCCGGGUUCGAGGUGGGCGGAGACGAGCCCUCGGUGAUCCGCUAUUGGUUCAGCCUCCUCAGGGAACUGGAGCGCGCUCAUUACCGGCUCUAUCACAGUUACAGCGACCCGAACAAACCUCGUCUGAUCCUGCACAGAAACAUCCAGAACGCCAGCAGCUCCUUCGUCCUGGGAUGGGUCAACACUCGCUUCGUCCCGCAGGGAUGAGCGACGACUAUUCAGAAUGCAAAACUCAGUGGCCGAUUAAAUCAAGCAGAACCUUCCCAGUCUCUCACUUAGAUACGACACUGAGUGAUUAUCCUGCAGUUCCUCCACUGGCCACUAGAGGCGCUGCAGGAGAGACUCACUCCCAUAGACACGCAUGUUAAAACGGCCAACUUUACAGCAGAAUAAAACAUGUUUACAGUCUGGUGCUAAAAGUGUCUUUGGUCUGAAUCGCUAAUGUUGCCCUUCAUGACGACUGUGAGGGGGUGAAUAUUUUUAUAACUCAUCCGUUUAAAUGAUAUUAAGCCUUAAAGU